Clonostachys rhizophaga is the source of this 1410-nucleotide messenger RNA. NCBI's taxonomy places the organism in Eukaryota, Fungi, Ascomycota, Sordariomycetes, Hypocreales, Bionectriaceae. The record is from the annotation of a GenBank genome assembly.
GUUCAGAAUAUCGAAGCAUAUCUGGGCCAAAUCCGUCGGCACAAUACGUCUGGGGCUAAAUUGAAUCUCAUUGUCUCUCUCCGCGACCGUGAGGAGCUACUCGACGAGGCGCGAGCACCUCCUGAAUUUGGGCUGCCCACGACGCCUAAACAUAAUGCGGCGGCAAUAGACGCUGUACGAGAAGACUCCUACGUCCGUAACUGCUGCGCCUUACCAAUCCAGUUGAUUAGUGCCGGCAUGAUUUUGAUGGGGAAGAGCAACCUUUCGGCAACGGCAUCAUUCUUUCAACGGUCUCUAUCCGGGGAAAUGAUAACUAACAAGAUACCAGAGGCAACGUUGGGUGGUCCACUGUUGGCGGGCAAGGUCAAUCACCGUACGUUCCCGGCGGGCUUAAAGAAGGCGAGGCGAUCCGCCGCGAGGUCCUACUGUUCAUCAACUGGCUCCGCCCACGGGGCUGCUGCCGGUUUUAUCCCAAUUGCGAUUGGCACGGAGACGUGCGGGUCAUUGAUCACGCCUGCUGGGCGUGCACGUGUCUACACGCUCAAAAUUACCCCAGGUGCCGCUAAUACUGACGGCAUCUGCAAGAUCACCAUUGCUUGGGAUACCAUCGGUGCCUUUGCCAAGACAAUUCAUGAGGUUGCAGUUGUCACAGGCUUGCUUUUGCAAAAAGACAAAACAGCUACUGUAGACAGCACUCUCACCAACUAUCUACGGAAGGACUUCACUGGACUGAGAAUAGAUUUCGUAGGCCCGGACCUAUGGGCGAUUGAGGAUGAUACCAAGGAAGCCGACCCAAGUUUCCCUGGUGAAAUCAAAGCACAAUUCGAGUUGGCUAUGAAGGGUAUCCGGGAUUUGGGAGGGCAGGUGGUUUAUCCUGUCGAAAUCCCGGCCUAUAAAACAUUCUUUCACAGAGGCGAGCCCCUGCUGGGAUCCAUCACGAAUGCCGAGGUCAAGAUUUGUCUUAACGAAUAUUUUCAAUCUCUUGAAAACUCGACAGUGAAGACCCUUGACGAGGUGAUUGCUUUUAACAAGCAGAAUCCGGACAUGGAGCUCCCACCUGGCAACACGGGCCAGGAAGAUCUAAUUGCUGCAGCGGAGAGUACUGUGAAACCGGACGACCUCCCAUCUCUUCGAGACCUAUUUUAUUCCAAAGCUGGUAAAGAUGGGGCAGAGAAAACGAUUCGGCAGCACAAUUUAGACGUUGUUGUAGCGCCAGUGGAUAGCCCAGCCCAGUCAGUCUCAACAGGUAGCAUGACACCAGCAGCUACAGUACCACUCGGAUAUGCCAAAAUCAAUGGACAUCCGUUUGGGGCUCAGUUGUUAGGGCUACCAAAUACUGAGCCAAAACUUAUCGAGGUUAUGAGUGCCUGGGAGGCAAUAUUUCCUUCUCGUGGAACCCCGGACCUGAGC